Messenger RNA from Vitrella brassicaformis, 817 nucleotides. The record is from the annotation of a GenBank genome assembly. NCBI's taxonomy places the organism in Eukaryota, Vitrellaceae.
UCGAUGUGACGGACCGACGUCAUGUGUGUCCAUACGAACUGAUAAAGCCUUUAUUUGUGACCACCAAGAGCCACACACACAAAACAUGCAUUCAGGCUUCACAGCGUCACGGCACGCACAAUGUCGUCCGUCACGUUUGUUCCUCUACCGGGGCGCUUUCAAACACACAUUCGCGCACACGCAACGGUCUGCUAAUGGACCACACACAGAAGAAAUACUACUGUACACCCCGCGCCCCCAACCAACCAGUCCAUCGCUACAGUAACCACACACCCCAUCCUUCAGCCCUGCACCAUCUCGACAGAGUCAGUCAUUUGCCCUUGUUGUCCUCAGCGUCGAGCUCAUCCGAGCUCUGCGCGCCCAGGAGGUAGUCAAGGCAGUUGAACACCUUCAAGACGGGAUCCCGAAAGGUGGCCCCGAACCAGAGGCCAAAGAGGAGCCCCACUCCCAGGCCGGUCCAGAAGCCAAACACAGGCGUCUGCCCUGCCGGUGUGCCGUGGCCGUCCUUGAGCGUCUGCUCGUACUCUUUCAGGUACGCCUGGCCGCCUAACAGCCCUCCGCCCAGCAGCAGGGCCGGCAGGAAGAUGCCCAUCAAUCAACAGCAGCGACGUGGAUGAAGGAUGAAAGGGAUCUGCAGGCAAGCUGCAGCAAAGCACCCGAAUGGUCUCACGCCGGCUGCCCGUUUGUCGACGCCACUGAAGAAAGGGAGAUGUUAAUCAGCGAAGCGCUUGGGAGUUGUGCGGCUCGGGCAGUAUGUGUUGAAGAUGCUCUCAAUGAACAGCAGGGUCCUCCAGCCCCUCUCUUUCGCAUCCUUUUC